Stylophora pistillata is the source of this 810-nucleotide messenger RNA. RefSeq lists its product as uncharacterized. NCBI's taxonomy places the organism in Eukaryota, Metazoa, Cnidaria, Anthozoa, Scleractinia, Pocilloporidae. The record is from RefSeq and is a predicted model, not a curated record.
AUGGUCAAAAUUGACGAGCCGGGGGAGAUUAUUGAAGAAAUACCUUUUUCCGAGGAGCUUGUGCUGGGUGAAAACCUCCAACAAGAUGGAGCAACAGAUGCUGGGCAAGCCAACAGUGAAAUAGAUGAUGAAAGAGAAGCAUCCCUUGAUCGUGAGCAAACAACGGUGGACGCUGGAACUCAGAAUUUAAUGUGGCCAGAAAGAGAUGAGUUGUGGCGUACAAUGCCAAUGUGUUUCCAGUUUUCUUUCGGGAAGAAAACAACAAUCAUGAUAGACUGUUUUGAAAUUUGUAUAGAAUGCCCUUCCAAUCUGCUUGCGAGAGCACAGAUGUUUUCGAGUUAUAAGCAUCGCAAUACAGUGAAAGUACUUAUUGGAAUCACACCUCAAGGAUCAGUAUGUUUUACUUCAAAAGCAUGGGGAGGACGGACUUCUGAUAAAUACCUAACAGAGAGCUGUGGUUUUCUUAACAACCUCAAGCCCGGUGACCUCGUGUUGGCUGACAGAGGGUUCACAAUUAGUGAAAGUGUUGCUUUCUGCCAAGCACAGUUAGGUACUCCGGCCUUCACAAAAGGGAAGAACCAACUAGACCCAUUCGAUGUAGAAAGGACACGGGGAAUUGCCAAGGUGCAAAUACAUGUGGAGCGUGUCAUAGGAGUUUUGAGGCAAAAAUAUACUAUUUUGCAGUCAACUCUACCAUUGGAUUACCUCACCUGUUCUAACAAUGCUGCAGACUGUCCACUGAUUGACAGGAUGAUCAGGGUUUGCUCAGCUUUGACUAAUCUUUGCCCAUCUGUUGUCCCUUUCGAGUAA